Molecule: messenger RNA, 4048 nt
Organism: Cyclopterus lumpus (lumpfish)
Lineage: Eukaryota; Metazoa; Chordata; Actinopteri; Perciformes; Cyclopteridae
Gene: runx3
Product: RUNX family transcription factor 3
Exons: 8
Coding region: 249-1511 (420 amino acids)
Biological process (GO): regulation of transcription by RNA polymerase II; regulation of cell differentiation; neuron differentiation
Cellular component (GO): nucleus
Molecular function (GO): DNA-binding transcription factor activity, RNA polymerase II-specific; RNA polymerase II cis-regulatory region sequence-specific DNA binding; ATP binding
Source: RefSeq, a predicted model, not a curated record
CUUUUACUAGCAUUCACGCUGCAGUCAAGCCACCGCCGUCGUGGAAGAGAAAGAGAAAGGCAGACCACGCUAUCCAGCUCGCUGGCUAACCUCAGACCCUCAGCCCGCUGUGUGAUCGAGGACCACAAAGCCCAGCCCUCCUCCGCCGGCCCCGCUUCCACCACCCUGGGCUCCGUUCUCUGGGCCCCCCUCUCAUCUCCAGCCCUGGUCAGUGGAGAUCGCUCCACACUGUUCUAGCUUUCCUUGAAAUGGCAUCAAACAGCAUCUUUGACUCCUUCUCCAACUACAGCAGCAGUCUACUCAGAGAGCCGCCCACCACCAGACGGUUCACGCCGCCCUCCACGUCCUUCCCCUGUAAGCUUGGAGACGGCAACGGGGCCAUGGCCACCCCGGGCCCCCUCAGGUCAAGAUCCGACACCAGGAACGUGGUGGACGUCCUGGCGGACCACGCCGGCGAACUGGUCAGAACCGACAGCCCCAACUUCCUCUGCUCCGUCCUCCCGUCACACUGGAGAUGCAACAAGACGCUCCCCGUGGCGUUCAAGGUCGUGGCUCUGGGUGACGUCCCCGACGGGACUCUGGUCACCGUGAUGGCCGGGAACGACGAGAACUACUCGGCCGAGCUGAGGAACGCCUCCGCCGUGUUGAAGAACCAAGUGGCCCGCUUCAACGACCUGCGCUUCGUGGGCAGGAGCGGACGAGGAAAGAGCUUCACGCUGACCAUCACCGUGCUCACCGGACCGCCACAAGUGGCCACUUACCACCGCGCCAUCAAAGUCACCGUGGAUGGACCCCGAGAACCGCGCAGACACAGGGUGAAGAUAGAAGACCCCCAGAAGAUGCAGUUCUCGGACAGGCUGUCAGAGAUCGAGCGCUACCAGCGGUCUAUGCGGAUAGGCCCGGUGAACAAUAAUCCCCGCCCCAUCCACCAAACCCACCUAAGCACCACACAAGCCCUGUGGCAGGAGCAAAUGGACACCCCCGCUCUGAAGACAUGCAAGGUGGAAGAGGACCUGAGACCAUGGCCAGGGACUACAGACCUCUUCAACCAGAGGACCAGCUUCCCGUCUCUGUCGCCGCUGACGGACCCCCGCUUCUCAGACCCUCGCAUGCACUACCCGGGGGCCUUCCCUUACUCCACCAACACCUCCAGCAGCGGCAUCAGCGGCCUCAGCAUGUCAGCCUCCUCUAGAUAUCACACCUAUCUGCCGCCACCCUACUCAAACAACCAAAGCCAGAACUUCCAGUCCAACUCCUACCUGUAUUACGGCACGGGCUCUGGAUCCUACCAGUUCUCCAUGGUGGCGCCGGGGAACACUGGGGGCGAGCGCUCCCCCACCCGCCUGCUGUCCUGCUCGGGGGCCACGGGCCCCGGAGGGACCAACAGCCUGAUGAACCCGGGCCUGAACAACCAGAGCGAGGGCGUGGAGGCCGACGGCAGCCACAGCAACUCCCCCACUGCCAUGAGCGCCUCGGGCCGCUUGGAUGAGUCCGUCUGGAGGCCUUACUGACUGACAGACGGCUAGACAAUCACAGGGUGCAGGAGAGGUGAGGGAGGAAAAGUAAAGAUGAUGAUGAACAAAAAAACACUGAAAGCCCCAAAAAAAAGAAGCAAAAAAAAUUUAAUAAAUAGAAAUGCUGCAUGUUUGUCUUUUAGUUCUCCGGCACUCGCUCCAAAGACUUUCUCUGUUUUACCAACUCUCUCAAGACUUCUGUGUAUUGCUGCACUGUGCUAAAACAGGUCCUCUUAAAGAAGAAAAAAGGACUACAAAAGCCAUAUAAGUUAUGAAGAUGUUCGCUUGAAACUGUAAAUAGAUGUUGGUAAAACCAGAGAAGCCAUAGUCCCAUUUCAGGAUCAUUUGCCUGAGGUAAACAGGUACUCAGUAAAAGACAAAAGAACAAAAGACAAUGGCGGUUUGAUCAAUCGGUACAGCUGAUGAACUGGAAAACCACAGCAGACACUCGUUCAGACCGAGGAGAAGAGCAGUCCGAUGUUUCCGAUGCCUCCCCGAGUGACUCCGACAUCCUUUGUGAGGUGCGGCUUGCACUGCUGUGGCAAUCAGAUUCUAUCAGAGUUGAAUAUUGUGUCAGUUGUGAAAACCUCUUCAGUUGCACCCAGGUCUGUUUCAUGUACUCACGGCUCUCGUGCAGUACCUUCAUUGCCUAAUUUAUUAUCUAAAUGGACACAUUAGCCUCCGGUGCUACGGGUGUACAGUGGAUGUUGAGAGAAGAGCCUUUUUGAUCCGUAAAGGACUGACAUGUUUAAGAAAUGAAUUCUCCUCUGCUGUGUCAUCAGUGCGACAGGACAAUGGCGGAUGUUUUUGAGGAAUGUAAAAGACUAACGCAGAGGGGUAUUUAUUGGUCUCUUUUUUUUCCUGCAGGAAUAUUUCAGUCCUGUUGUGUCUACUCUUUUACUUUUUCCUUACAUUUCUUACCCAAGCCCUUUUCUGAAAAAAAAAAGAAAAAAAAAGAAAGAAGAGUUUGAGUCUGGUAUUUUUGAACUGGAUGACACGGUUUACUUUUGAUAUUUAUUUGAGCCAAAUUGUGAGGAAAUGUACGCAUAUACCCAAAAUCCUUAAGCAUUUCUCUCUACCUUUUCCUUUAUAUAUAUAUAUAUAUAUAUAUAUAUAUAUAUAUAUAUAUAUAUAUAUAUAUAUAUAUAUAAAUAUAUAAAUAAAUAUAUAUACAGUGCAUAUGCCUUAUUUUGUUGUUAAGUAUAAAUUUGGAAUCUGUGUAAUAUAUUGCUACUAAAUUAUAAAAAAAAAAAACUUUAAUGUAAUUAUUUUGUCUUCCAAUGUAGCUUUGAUGCACUAAAAACCUUUAUUCCUUAUGAACCACGCCCAACAGAUUCUGUUCGUGAGAUGGUGUAUCUAGAGCCCUAAUCCUUUAAACGAUUUCCUAAUUGCCUUCCUGCGCUAAAUAAGCCAUUCGCUUAAUUUUUGCACUAUGUUUGAAUUUUAAUUUCUCUUCUUUUUGGGGGGUUAUGUAUUUACAAAUAUCUGAAACUCUUCCUAACUAAAAUAUUCCUUCACUUGAUCUGCUGAACACACUUUAAGUGUCCUUUGAACAAAUCCUUCGCCAAGUAAUUAAUGAUGAUAUUAGUGACACACACACACAUUCCUGCACCACAGGUGUGUGUGUGCACAUUCCCCCCGUCCGGAGGGCCUUUCCCCUGCAGUUAACCAUGUGAUCCCUCUAUUCCUGGAGGAGGAAGAGUGUGAGGAUGAAGGGAUAGGAGGAGGUGGGGUCAGAGUGGUAUCUUCUUACCAGCACCAAGGGCAGUUAUGCAAAAAAAACUUCCCUUGUUGUGCACAGGUCCCUUUGUUCUGUCAAAUCAGUGAGCGCUUUGAAGCCUUUAUGGCCCUGAUUCUCUCUUUUCUGGUCUAAUUUACUGAUCAGCGGUGCCAGAGGCUCAUGGCUCUGCCAAUAAUUCAUACGCCGGCACAGAUCUUCUGGGUAUGAGCUGCGUGAAGGCAUUUGCAGCAGCUAUCAGGUGUCUAAUAUCUCCUAAAAAAAUACUUCCACAAGUGUCCAUAACUCGGAAAGAUAAAGUGAUAAAGUGAAUUCAACGUGAAUAAUGAUCCAAAAAGGCUUGUAUUUGCAGCUCAGGUAAAACAUUUUUUUAAAAAGACAAGUUAUGCAAGGUUUUGUAGAUCUCAAAUAAAGACCCUUUGCCUUAAUUCCCUUUUUCUUAUAAAAAAAACCAUCAGUAACAAUGUCUCAUUCCUAUCUCCCGUUGAUUUAGAGGAACAGCAUGUCUCCAUGCUCUCUCCACUGGAGUUGAGUAGAGUACCUUUCUUUAUUAUGGGCAACAAUCAUGCAGCUAGAGAAACCACGCGUGUUCUUUGUAAUACGUGUGUGGUUCCUUAAAAAGUAAAAAAACCAAAGAUCUUCACAACUGCCUGUAAUACUGUCAGGAUGAUGGGAAAGAGGUUUGGCAAACGGAGUCUUGAUUGAUCUCCAAUAUCAUUCUUUAUGCAAAACUAGGGCGCCAAAAUGUACACGUGAGUUAUAUGUCAUUGUUAUUGGAUUAAAGAGCACAAUGUUA